AUGCAGCCCGCUUCAGAUGUCAAAGUAGAGCGUGACGAGAUCAAAUCUGACCAUCAGGAUGAGCGGAUAUACCUUGAAGGCUUCCGUCUCGCCAUCGUCCUAGCUAGCGUGACUCUUGUAACCUUCUUGGUUCUACUGGAUACAUCGAUCCUCGGUACAGCCAUCCCUCGUAUUACUACUGAAUUCCACUCGCUUUCUGACGUUGGUUGGUACAUCGGCGCAUACAACCUAACUGCUGCAACCCUGCAGCCAUUGUCGGGCAAACUGUACUCUAAGUUCAGCAACAAAUACACUUACCUCACCUUCACAAUGGUCUUCGAAAUCGGCUCAUUGGUAUGCGGUCUUGCCAAAUCCUCCUCGAUCUUCAUCUGCGGCCGCGUCAUCGCCGGUCUGGGCGCUGCCGGCCUCUUCAACGGCGCUCUCACAAUCAUUUCCAGCUCUGUCCCGCUCGACAAAAGCCCGAUAUAUACAGGCAUACUUGCUGGUAUCACACAGCUCGGGAUCGUUGCUGGGCCGCUCAUCGGCGGUGCACUGACUGAGCACGUAAGCUGGCGGUGGUGUUUCUACAUCAAUUUGCCGGUAGGCGGGGCGGCGGCAGCGGUGUUAUUUAUGUUUAUCACAGUCCCCGAGAUCGUACAGAAAGAGCCACUAUCGGCGGCGUUGAUCUUAAAGGUCUUACCGGAACUUGAUCUGAUAGGUUUCGCGCUCUUUGCACCUACUGCGACUAUGUUUCUCAUGGCUUUGCAAUUCGGCAGCGGCAACACGUACGCCUGGAAUAGCGCGACAGUUAUCGGGUUGUUUUGUGGCUCUGGCGUCGCAGCCUUGAUCUUCAUCGGUUGGGAGUUCAGGGUGGGCGAUCGGGCUAUGAUACCUGGCAGUAUGCUCCGGAAGCGCAUCGUGUGGACUAGUUGCAUCUUCGGUGCGGCCCUCAUGUGCUGCAACAUUAUCUCCAGCAAUUGGCUACCGACAUAUUUUCAGGCUGUAAAGGGUGAAGGGCCAACGUUGAGUGGCAUUCAUAUACUACCGAGCGUUCUCGGUGCUUUACUGACCAUUAUCGUUACGGGGGCUGCAAUCUCAAGAUUAGGAUACUACCUUCCUUGGGGUUUCUUCUGCGGUCUCGUCACUGCAAUUGGAGCAGGUCUCAUUUCCAUGUGGACGCCUACAACGAGCACGGCUCGGUGGGUUGGAUACCAGAUCCUGUUCGGAGCCGGUCGAGGAGCUGGCAUGCAAGUCCCUAUCAUUGCCGCCCAAAAUGCCGUGCCAGCAGCUCAAAUACCCAUUGCAAUGGCCACACUCAUCUUCUUCCAGAACUUCAGCGUUUCAAUCGCCGCUGUUGUCAGCAACACAAUAUUUUCUCAGACGUUGGCUGCUACGAUACCAAAGUAUGCACCUUCAGUAUCGCCAGCUGCAGCGUUAGAAGCCGGUUCUGGUGCUAGCGCCGUUCGAGACAUCAUACCCAUUGGCCAUGCAGACGAACUCGAUGGUCUACUGAGAGCGUACUCCGAAAGCUUGCGAAAUAUUUUCUAUCUUUUGGCCGGACUUGCCGUAUUGGCGACUGUGGCCAGCUCUGGGAUGGGUUUGAAAGAUGUCCGCAAAAAGCCUCAGAGCCAGGGUUCGAAGACGUCAAUGUCAAAAGACGGCAGCCAAGUGUAGACUUGCGCUACGUGGCCUUAAUUUGAGAAUUGUCUGGCUGGGGGUUGUAAGCUUGAAGGUGGGCUCAGAGAUGUUUGAGGUUGUUCAGGAUCGAGCGUGGUGACGCUAUAAGCGGCCGCGGACAAGAUUCACUGAAUCUUAGCAUCGAGCACGUCGAGGACAGGCAUUGACGAUGACAAUGUCGGAUUGCAAGUUCAGCCGCAUAAGCCCCAGUUUGCGGACGCGGGAAGAUGCGGGGUCAUCUAGCGCCUGUCAAGGCAGGGCAACAGGUGUUCACAGGGGAGAUGCGUAGAAGAUUUGUAGUAUGUUUGGAGCAAUAUCAAGAGAU
This is a messenger RNA of Boeremia exigua, 1981 nucleotides long. RefSeq names its product efflux pump protein. Gene Ontology annotation, molecular function: transmembrane transporter activity. The record is from RefSeq and is a predicted model, not a curated record. Gene Ontology annotation, biological process: transmembrane transport. Lineage: Eukaryota; Fungi; Ascomycota; Dothideomycetes; Pleosporales; Didymellaceae. Bases 1 to 1653 code for a protein of 550 amino acids. The transcript has 6 exons.